Labeo rohita (rohu) is the source of this 7337-nucleotide messenger RNA. Its product is annotated as histone deacetylase 4. Bases 2430 to 5456 code for a protein of 1008 amino acids. NCBI's taxonomy places the organism in Eukaryota, Metazoa, Chordata, Actinopteri, Cypriniformes, Cyprinidae. Gene Ontology annotation, cellular component: histone deacetylase complex. Gene Ontology annotation, biological process: negative regulation of transcription by RNA polymerase II; chromatin organization. Gene Ontology annotation, molecular function: histone deacetylase activity. The transcript is spliced from 26 exons. The record is from RefSeq and is a predicted model, not a curated record.
CACUCACUGCUGCGGACUGAAUAAUGUCUAUAAGUUUUAAUAAGAAGACAUCUCUUACUUGAUGCUUGCUGCUUUUAAAUGCUCUGGUGUGAAGAUAAACAUGGCAGACAGUGUGUUUGCGGCUGACUCAGGACAGGGUCUCUGCUAAUACGGCCGCGUCAGUCAACAAUCAUGGGCGGGGCUUUUAUGGAUGCGGAUUCUGUGAUCAGUAAGCUCUGAGACAUGGUUCAUGAUUUAUGGGGAUUACAAAAAGAGGAGCGGGUGGAUUUUUGUCAUUAUAGGGUGGUUGUGUACACGCACUGCCAACACACAUUUAUGUUCAAACAACAUGUACAAGUGAAUUUUGCGUAAUAGGUGCCCUUUAAUUUAGCAAAACAUUUACCAAAUAAAAUGGCCUCUAAAAAUGUUACAGCAAGCAAGUCGUGUUCAUAAGCAGCAUGAAGAUUUUGUCGUUGUGACUAGCGUCUCUGUGCGUGCCGUCUUAAUUACAAAAUGCGGAGCUGUUCCAGAGGCCAAAUGAAUGGACCUUGAGCUCAGAAAGCCUUUGGAUGGUUAUUUGGGAAGUAAAUGGAUGUUGGCCACUGCUUUCUGCUCUCAAAAGUGCUCUGUCAGACCUGAAGCCUUUGCCAGAAUUUGAUCAAGCCUAUCUGAGACAUUUUACUCUCUGAUUCUAGCUUGCAAACGAACUCCGGUUGAGUUAAAGCUCCUGUGUGAAUAAAAAAAAAAAAAAAUAAUUUCUCUUUUCAUAUGAACUUGGCCAGUCUUGCUCUUGAAUAGCGUGUCACAGUGGCGUCAUUGCAGAUGUUUGUUGUAAUUGCUGGAGACAGACGUACUGUACAGAGUGCUUGCAGGGUUAGGGUUAACUUUAGCUUGUUGAGUUUUUUGGCCUCUUUUUUUUAUUGUAUCUCUGUUUUGUCUAGUCUAUAAGCUAGUCUUUGUUGGUCAGAAAAAAUAGGGGGUUAAACUUAAACUCUAGCAGAGAACCAAGUCUGAUGCUUUGUUUGCCGUAGACGGUGUCAAAGUGUGGAGGAGGCGGUCGUCAGCCUUCGUGAGCUCUGUGUUUCUGUGGACCAUGUCAGCUGGAUUUGCCCAUGGUGACACCCUAACAUUUGGACUAAAACACAUAUUAGCAUUGAGUUAGUGAGUGUGUGUUUCUGUUUAUCACAUCGGUAUUACCUAGUGACAUCCACCCUAAACCACAGCAUCAGGACUAAGGGCGUCUUCAAUCCUUUCCCAACCAGCAAACAUCAUUUAUUGUUGCAGUCAAAGCCUUUGGUUGAAAUGAUGUUGCUGUGGACAAAAGCACCUCUCAGUAAAUGGAUGAAUGUUUGCUUUGGGAAUUGCCUUUUUGCAUGCCACUUAGGAAACUCUGCUCCGUUCUGCUGUCAUUUUCAUGACUACGACAAGGCUGACAUGUAGUUUUAUUGCCUUGUGGUUUUCUGAAGGUGCUUUGCUCCAUGAAACCGGGCUCAGGUUUCAUACCUGUUGCUGUAUGGGGUGAUGCCUAACCACAGCUCUCUUAUCAAGUUAGUAGUCCAACACGUUGGCAUGCAAAGUGAUCCAUUUAGUCAUCUUGGUUUAAACGACCACAGCGUAUCAGUUUCAUGUAUCGAUUUCAGGCUAUGCGUGUUCCUCAUUCAAGCUUAAACAUUGCAUUUCCCAUGCAAAUCUCAAGUCCACAAGUGUUUUCAGUGUUCUGUCCAUUUCACUGAGUUUGUAUGGUCUUAUGAUUUUUGUUUGCAUAUUCUUGGGCUGGGGCUUCACCUCAUGGAUGGAGAAUAGCCUCAAUUGUGGAACCAUGUGGUAAACUUUUUUUAAACCUUAGAUUAAUGGAGCUUUGGUGUUCACAUGUAAUGUCACUGUAAUAUCACUACCUCACUUGCUCAGACCGGUGUAUAAAAUGCAUUGUGGGACUGGCUUUUGUGUUUGUUUUCGUACACUAAGCUGCAGUAGAUGAAGUGGGCUGCUUUGGGCCUCUGGAGUUUUACAUUGUAAAUUCUAACAUGUCUUGUAAUGUUGAACUCGCUGCUCACCCUAACCAUUUCAGUUCAUCAGCAGGCUUCUUGAUGUGAACCGUACUGUGUGUCAGAGAGCAAACACGAUCCGGCUCAUCCCUCAAGGAGACCGCUGUGUAAACGGCAGCGGAUCGGAGCACCUGGGCUGCGUUCUGCUAAAAAUAGACGCACGCAUAUAAACAGUAUUCCCUGAUGCGCGCUGCUCUGCGCUCGCUGCGAUGGGGCCUAAUUAGAUGAACAUCAAAGCAGUUUCCCGGGGUUGUCUAGUCCUUAGAAAUUUCCCAAAUAUAGAAGCUUGUGGAGGAUUUGCUGCCCUGGGGAAAUUGCCUGUUAUUUCUCUCCUUUUCUGGAUGGAAACCCGAGUCAGUGCUUCUGCUGUCGCGUUACAAAGGGAAGAAGCCGUGUGACUCUCAGAUGGAUCAGACCGUGGAGCUUUUGAAGCCGUCGGCGUUUGACCACAUUCCCACAGUUGAGCUGAGUUCUGCUCUGCCCGUGAGGGUUCCUCCUGCCGCCAUCCCCAUGGACCUGCGCGUGGAGCCGUCGCCGACGCUGGACGCCACCCGCCGCGAUCAGCAGCUGCAGCAGGAGCUGCUGGCGCUCAAACACAAGCAGCAGGUGCAGCGGCAGCUCCUCAUCGCAGAGUUCCAGCGGAAACACGAACAGCUCUCGCGCCAACAUGAGGCCCAGUUACAGGAACACAUGAAGCAUCAGCAGGAGCUUCUGGCUCUCAAGCAUCAGCAGGAGUUGCUGGAGCAUCAGAGGAAGAUGGAGCAGCACCGGCUGGAGCAGGAGCUGGAGAAACAGCAGCGGGAGCAGAAGCUCCAGCUCCUCAAGAACAAAGAACGCGGCCAGGAGAGUGCGGUGGCCAGUACCGAGGUGAAGAUGCGUCUGCAGGAGUUUGUUCUGAAUAAAAAGAAAGCGCUCGCUCAGCGCAGUCUCAACCACUGCAUCUCCAACAACCCACGCUACUGGUACGGGAAAACGCAGCACAGUUCUUUAGAUCAGAGCUCCCCUCCUCAGACCGCCAUUAAUACCUACAACCAUCCUGCCGUGGGCGUCUACGACUCCAAAGAUGACUUUCCACUGCGCAAAACAGCAUCUGAACCAAACCUGAAGCUGCGUUCGCGGCUGAAGCAGAAGGUGUCGGAGCGGAGGAGCAGCCCGUUACUGCGCCGCAAAGACAGUCCCGUUAGCACGCUCAAGAAACGCUCUCUGGACAUGGCAGAUUCGGCGUGUAGCAGCGCUCCUGGUUCAGGACCCAGUUCCCCAAACAACAGCUCACACGGCAACCUGUGCGAGAACGGCAUCAGCGUGACUGAGUCGUCUCACAGGCCGGCUGGUCACGAUGGUUCGGUCAGUCAGCUGUCCCUCUACACGUCUCCUUCACUACCCAACAUCACCCUGGGUCUGCCGGCCACCGCCACCAACAACGUGACGUCUACCCAGCCGGACAGUGAGCACUUGCCUGUGACCGGUUUACCCGUAAACACUCCGUUCCUGGUCACCUCUCACCUGCCGUCAUUUCUUGGCAAUUCGGACACAGCAAACUCCCACAAUGCACUGCUGCAGCACAUGGUCCUUCUGGAGCAAUCAGCCCCACCGAGUCCUUUAGCUGCAGGUAUGGGAGCGGGUCCGCUGCAGUCUCCGUGCCUGCAGAAGCUGCGUCAGCACCGGCCGCUGGGCCGCACGCAGUCAGCUCCUCUGCCCCAGAGCAGCCAGGCGCUCCAGCAGCUGGUGGUCCAACAACAGCACCAGCAGUUCCUGGAGAAACACAAGCAGCACUUCCAGCAGCUCCACAUCAACAAGAUGUUGAGUAAACCCGGUGAUCGGCAGCACCAGAGCCACCCAGAAGAGACGGAGGAAGAGCUCCGAGAGCAGCAGGAUGCCACACAGACGGAAACACUUCCCAUGAGCCUGCCCAUCAAACAGGAACCUCCUGAUCUCACAGAAGAGCAGAGACAGGAAGAACAAGAACUGCUCUUCAAACAGCAGGCCCUUCUCCUGGAGCAGCAGAGGAUCCAUCAGCUCAGAAACUACCAGGCGUCCAUGGAGGCGGCCGGUGUGACGGUCAGUUUCCCAGGGCACCGUCCCCUGUCCAGAGCCCAAUCAUCUCCUGCGUCUGCCUCAUUCAUCAGUCCGCAGGAGCAGCCUUCCAAACCUCAUUUUACCACAGGUCUGGUGUACGACUCUCUCAUGCAAAAACACCAGUGCAUGUGUGGCAACACUAACACGCACCCCGAACACGCCGGGCGCAUCCAGAGCAUCUGGUCUCGGCUGCAGGAGACGGGCCUGCGCAGCCAGUGUGAGUGUAUCCGUGGAAGAAAAGCCACAUUAGAGGAACUGCAGAUGGUACAUUCUGAAGCUCAUGUCACGUUGUAUGGGACCAACCCGCUACGGCAGAAACUGGACAGUUCUGUCAUCUCCAUGUUCGUCAGGUUGCCGUGUGGCGGCAUUGGGGUGGACAGCGACACCGUCUGGAACGAAGUUCACUCGUCGAGCGCGGCGCGUCUGGCCGUCGGUUCUGUGGUUGAACUCGUCUUCAAAGUGGCAUCAGGAGAGCUGAAGAACGGUUUCGCUGUGGUUCGACCACCGGGACACCACGCAGAGGAGAGCACGCCCAUGGGCUUCUGUUACUUUAACUCUGUUGCCAUAGCAGCUAAACUCCUACAGCAAAGACUCAACGUCAGCAAAAUUCUGAUUGUUGAUUGGGACGUUCAUCACGGCAACGGAACUCAACAGGCGUUCUACGACGAUCCCAGAGUUCUGUACAUUUCGCUUCAUCGGUACGACGAUGGCAAUUUCUUCCCGGGCAGCGGCGCUCCUGAAGAGGUGGGAAGUGGGCCGGGAGUCGGUUUCAACGUCAACAUGGCGUUUACCGGAGGUCUGGAUCCACCGAUGGCCGACGCGGAAUAUCUCGCCGCCUUCAGGACGGUAGUUAUGCCGAUCGCGAACGAGUUCGCGCCAGAUCUGGUGCUGGUGUCGGCAGGGUUCGAUGCGGUGGAAGGACACCCUCCUCCGUUGGGAGGCUAUAAUCUCACCUCCAAAUGUUUAGGUCACCUGACGAAACAGCUGAUGGGGUUGGCCGGGGGUCGUGUGGUCCUGGCGCUGGAGGGAGGUCAUGACCUCAGGGCCAUAUGCGACGCGUCGGAGGCCUGCGUCUCAGCACUGCUGGGAAUAGAGCUAGAGCCGCUUUCAGCGGACGUCCUGAAGCAGAGACCCAAUGAAAAUGCCGUGAGCUCCAUAGAGAAAGUCCUGGAACAUCACAGCAAGUACUGGCGGUCCGUCCAGCGGUUCACGUCCAGCGUGGGUUUGUCUCUGCUGGAGGCUCAGAGGGGCGAUUCUGAAGAGAAUGAGACUGUGACGGCAAUGGCCUCUUUAUCUGUCGCCGCCAUGGAGAAAAGAACGGAGGACGAACCCAUGGAAGAGGAGCCGCCGAUGUAGGGAACGAGAGUUUUACCAAAGCUCUGAGCUCUUCUGGAUCUCUGCGUCUGUUUGACUUGGUCUUGUCUGACGGAGAUCCUCGCUGAGGGCGGCGUUGAGCGGAGAGAGAGAGAGGUCAGGGCAUAAAGGCUAACUCGCCACGUUAGCGCUGUAGCCCGCUAGCACCGUGGCCCCAACGCAACGCGUUCAAGCUGAAGUCGCUUGAGCUGCUUGUUUUUGGAGAUUUCUGUCCUAUUGGCUCGUUACGCGCACACCUCGUCGCAGACGUCGGCCGGCGGAUCAUUCUGACAGAGGGAUGGACGGAAAAACAGGGUCCAACAAACCCUCUACAGGCUCUAGAGACCCAUUGUUUGUUUAGUAAGACACCAGGCGUACUUCACCACCAUAAGCACUACAGCGUUUGACCACACGGUGGCGCCGCAACUCGUCAGCGCCGCUUCACAGAUGUUUCUCAGAGAGUGAGUGCCUUUGUCGAGAUCGCGACUGAAUUCUGAGGAACUUUGCCUUAAGUCAGUAAUGUCAAACACGUUACCCAUAAUUCCAGUGGGUUGACUGUUUGAAGAAGGGAAAACCUGUUCAGCAUGUUUACUUGGACAGCGUUCGGUCCGAAACACACAUCGUCUAGCGAUGAUUGACACUCUUUUGGUGUGGUUUUUGUCCAAUGAGCUGUACAAAAACGCUGCAGAAAAUGUCUGCAAAUGACUCUCUGAACUUCCAGCGAUGCUUAACAGUGGCUCGACAUCACGCAAUGUAGCUACACAUAAAGCAGCUGAAGGUAGGCCUUGGUUUUUCCAAGUGGUUUAAUGAGUGGCAUGUGCAUUUUAGAGGGGGAAAAAAAACCCAAAAAACGACAAAAGACCUGGACAGAAGCGAAGAUCAGAAGAUCUGACCAAAGCAUGAGUUUGCAUCUUGUGUUGCACCUUUGUCUAACACUAGUCUUGACCCGUGCGGCGUUCAACACGGAUUACAAGGCCACGGCAUAUGUGAAAUGGUUCUGUCUCUGUCCUCAAACCCGUUUGUUGGAUUAUUCUUGGGGUAAAAGAACCGGACAAGAGAAGACAGUGUACCAAAACAGCUUGUGUUCCUCCUGAGCCAAACCAACCUUGUAAAAAGGAAGCCGCAACUUGCUAAUGUUGGAAACCCCCAAGCAUGAGGAGGGAUCGGUACCUACAAAAUCAAUUUCAAAUAUGCAUGUGAAAUGUUAAUUUUAUUUGCCUUCUCAAAUGAACCUUGAGCCUCAUCUCUCCACAACAGUUUCACCUUUAAAAGAAUCCAGUUCAUCUCUUUACAACUCCUGUCAACUGUUAAAAUGCUCAGUUUUUUAGUUCAGUUACUGGUUAUUUUUGAGGUUUUAGUAAUCAAUUAGUCAUUCCUGUGUUGUAGAGUUUUAUUUUAUUUUUUUAUUUUCUUAUUUGUACUUUUUACUGGACUUUGCUUAUUUUGUGCUAGUGGAUUUUAGUUUCAUUAUUUGCAUUACAUUUGGUACCAUGUACUUUAUGUUUAUGACGUGUUCAUGGGUUUUUAACCAUUCAGUCACAAUGACUGAUUGUGUACUUCCAUGUUUUGUUCAUAGUAGAUUUGUUAAUGAAAGAAAACUUAAAUAUAUGAAUAUGAAAAACUGUUGGUCACCUCUGUUCUAUUUGCAUGGAUUUGUGUUGUAAGCAGCACAUCCUGGUCUCAAAUAUACAAAACCUUUUUUUUGAGAGAAAGAGUUUAGGAGUAUGUAACAAUCAGCUCUGUCAGUGGAACGAAUCUGAUAAACAUACCUGAUGAUCAGUGAUUUUCGCUUUUUGGUGAAAGUGCUGCCUGCUGAUUUUAGAGAGAAACAGUAUGUCUAUGACAAUGAUUCAACUAAAAUAAAAAAAAAAAAAAAAAAAAAAA